AUGAACAACAAACUCAUUGAACAACGCCACAACGCCUCUCCAACAGUGAGAAAGUGUACUAAAGCUAAGCCACGUUACUCAGAGUCAACUCUGUUGCACAGAGGGCUUUUUCCGUAUGGAGGCUUUUCUCGCGUAAUCCAUUUUCCAGUUGGAAGAAGUCUGCAUUGCCGCACAAUCAUUUUUGCCUUCGACUGGAAUCGCUCUGUCAGAUAUCGUGUCACAUUUUUAACGACUUAUGCGUCUUGA
Molecule: messenger RNA, 246 nt
Organism: Cylicocyclus nassatus
Lineage: Eukaryota; Metazoa; Nematoda; Chromadorea; Rhabditida; Strongylidae
Source: the annotation of a GenBank genome assembly